Heterotrigona itama is the source of this 1018-nucleotide messenger RNA. NCBI's taxonomy places the organism in Eukaryota, Metazoa, Arthropoda, Insecta, Hymenoptera, Apidae. The record is from the annotation of a GenBank genome assembly.
AUUGAUAAUUCAUUGUUAGUGAAGUGCAAUUUCUCGCAAAUUACAUUGAAUAUUGGAGUUAUGGUUAUUUGUGAUCGUAAUUGAUAACCUCAUCUUCGAAAUAUAUACGUAACAAAUGUAAAUUAUUUGUGUAAAUAAUUAAAAUUAUUUUCUUUAUUACGGUCAUGUAAGGUUUAGUUCCUCUAUUUCGCUACACCGCAGCGCUGUUUGUUACCUCAUAAACAGAAAAAUUUUCAUUUGCGAAAAAAAUUAUUUUAGAGAAUUAAAUUGCUAAUUUUUAUAAUUUUGUCCUGUUAAUUGGAUACCCAGUUUUCUUUUUAUACCCUAUUUGAAGCUUAAAAUGCGCUUAGAAUAAAAAUAUUUGAAAAUAAGUAGUACAUAUAAUUUACUAGUGAUAGAUGAUGCCAUCAGGUUCAAAAAGAGUCAAUUUGCAGUAAUUGCUAAAAGAAAAUCUAAUUAAGUGAUAUUACGUGUCAAGUUUUGGAAUUGUGUCAUCCAUUUAAGACUCCUAGUUUUUAUUGUAUGUUACAUUUAUGUUACAUCAAUGUAUAACAUGUAUUAAUAAAAAUUUUCAGAAUUCAUCAUUGUUAAAUAAGAUAACUUAGGCGGAAGGUGCAACUAUUUACGAAUAUUCUGUUUUUAUAUUGAUCUACUAUUGUUCUUCUUUAAAUAUUCUAAAUUUCUACAGGAGGACUUAACCUCAACGUAACUUUAAACCAUGUAUUUUCCUGUUCAAAGUGUUUCUUUCAAAGCUUCUUACGCUCAAACUGCUUAACAAUCACAAUUCCAUACACGAGAACAAGCAGUCAUAUUACUCUAUCAAAGGUACUUCAAUUCAAGAAUUUAAUGUUGAAAUUGAUAAGUUAUUGGCCCAUCGAUUGUUAGAUUUGUAUUCAGAAUUUUUCAAGAUCAAGUUUGCUUAUACCAGGAUAGUAAAUACAGAGGUGACAAUCAUAUGAAAGUAAGCACUAAAUCUCAUUCCUUGGAAAUUCAACCAAUGAUUUCUAAAUCCAAAUGG